Messenger RNA from Melanaphis sacchari, 1551 nucleotides. RefSeq names its product juvenile hormone acid O-methyltransferase-like. Lineage: Eukaryota; Metazoa; Arthropoda; Insecta; Hemiptera; Aphididae. Bases 451 to 1251 code for a protein of 266 amino acids. The transcript has 4 exons. The record is from RefSeq and is a predicted model, not a curated record.
AAUAAUAUUCGUAGAUAGUAAAAAGUGGUUUGUUUGUAUGCUAAGGAGGGUACAUUUAUUAUAUACAAAUAUGUUAAUAUUUAUAGCAUGAUAAUAAAAUAAAAAUAUGUAUAGGUCUAAAAAAAAUUACAUAUAAUACUCAUAUAGGUAAGUUGGUCUACAAAUAAUACUAAUUUACAUACUAAAGAAUUUACUUAGGAUCAGAUUAACUGUCACAUAAUUUAUGAAAAGGUUUUUCUAAAGCAUAUUUAAAUCAGAUUAUAUAAAUAGGAGGAAGAUUUUUUUAUAAAUAAUUUUAUUCAUAUUGCUUUACAAUGAUGUAUUUGUUAUGGAAAUUACACGAUUAAGAAGAUCUGUCAGGUAUUAUAUAAAAUAUAUGAAUGAUUAAAUAUGAGGAUAAAUUCAAGUAUAAAAUAGAAUGUUUUAUGAGAGAAUAUUUAGUUUGUUAAAAUGCAUUGCCCAGAGCAGUAUGUUAAAGAUAAUGGUCUGCAACGGAAGGAUGCCAAGGAUAUUUCAAAUACAUAUAUUAAAAAAAUGGUUUGGAAAUCUAAUGAAAUAGUUUUAGACAUAGGAUGUGGACCAGGCGAUGUAACCUCAGAUAUUCUUUAUCCUUUAUUAAAGAAUAAGAUCAAUCAGUUGGUUGGUGUUGAUAAAUCAAUAGAAAUGAUUGAAUAUGCUAAAAAAACAUAUGGAUGCUCCAAGAUAGAUUUCAAAGUUUUGGAUAUUGAAAAUGCCAAUGAUUGUUCUUUUUAUUUGCACAGAUUUAAUAAAAUAUUUUCAUUUUUUUGUUUUCACUGGGUUUGUAAUAAAGCUGAUUCUUUUUGUAAUAUGAAUUUGAUGUUGAAAAGUGGUGGAGAAAUUUUGUUAACCUUCUUGUUUAUCAAUCCAAUAGUUGAAUUGUAUAAACGUAUGGAUACAGAAUGGCAAAAAUAUAUUAAAGAUUUAAAACAAAUAUCAUAUGAUUUUUACUCACAAGAUAAAAUGAGAGAAACUAUUAUCAAGGCUGGAUUUCGAAUUAUUAAUUUAGAAUUAAGUGUCAAAAAAUAUACAUUUCCAGACAUGUCAUCACUUUUGAGUGCCAUUAAAUCAGUAGAUGAUAUGUACAAUAUUUUGCCACAACAUUUACAUGACAGAUACUCCUUACAUAUUAAGGAUAAAUUAUAUGAGACAAAAAUGAUUGAAAUAUGUCCAAUUACUGGAAUAAUAAUCAAUCCAUAUCUUACUAUUACUGUGCAUGCUAUCAAAGAUUAAAGUUUAAUUCAGAAAUAUUAAAUAUCAUGAUACUUUUUAGGUUACUUUAUAACUAAGUAUUAUUAAAGAAUUAGAAUAAUUAAGUAAAAUUCCUCUAUUUAUACUAAGAGUAUUACUUUGGGACGUGUUAUUAUAAAAUUCAGUGACAGUGGGUGGACUACACUUCCUUAAAAAUUGUGUUCAAUUAUUGGUUGAGAAUCUACCUACUGAAAAUCAGUAGUUGCUAAGAAUUUUUUUUAAUAUACAUUGACUAUAUUAUAUUAUAUGAGGUGUAUAAAAUAAUUUAUAUUGUCAUUUUCC